CAUAGUGUCAUCAGCUGUCUGGCCCUGUGCAUCUAGCUGGAAGCGAGCAUGGUCCAUCAAACCCUUCAGGGAUGCCAGCACGACUCAUCUUCACAUUGCCGUGCUCCGAGUGAGCAAGGUUCUCGGAGUUUGCCUGUGACUCCUGUCAUCAACCGGCGGCUGAGUAGACGACUUGUGAUACAGUGAUGACUUGGAAUCGCUCAGGUUGCUUCACGAGAACUAGAGCAGUACUGGUCGUGUUCAAAAGUUUGCCAACUCAUCCGCUUUUAAAGCACGUGAACCGCGACGUGCAAGUUUCACGUUGUGCAUCUGAAACACGGACGCCUACCACGGUUGUUCCCUCCCUCCUCUCUGCUACAUUUCACGUGUACAUCUUCGUUAGCUUCAUCGACGCUAGCUUAUUUUUUGAGUAUUAUAUACUCGCUUGUUGAGCGACGGACGUUCACAAUCAGCGGUUGAUUUGCGUUCUGCCGAUUCUC
Molecule: messenger RNA, 479 nt
Organism: Laetiporus sulphureus 93-53
Lineage: Eukaryota; Fungi; Basidiomycota; Agaricomycetes; Polyporales; Laetiporaceae
Exons: 2
Coding region: 186-431 (81 amino acids)
Source: RefSeq, a predicted model, not a curated record